AUGCGCCGACGGCUAUGCUUCCUUGGCGGUCGGGUCAUGUGGCUGCAGGGGGCUGCAGGCUUCAGGCCUUUAGCGGACAGAUGCAUGUGCUCCAUUGCUGUAAUGCCUCAUUCGGCGAAGGUGAGCAUGACCACGGCUCUGCUUGCAGUGUCGACAUGGAUCUGUGCGGCUGUCCUCCUGAAUGACACCUUGGAGAUGUGCGGUGUUGCGGACGUGCGCUGCGCGCGCUCCAGCAGGCAGACUGCACCGUGUGGCACGCAAUGUGUGCUACUACAACACAUUAUGGAUGAGAAGCAUGUUGAGUCUGCCUAG
Symbiodinium sp. CCMP2592 is the source of this 312-nucleotide messenger RNA. NCBI's taxonomy places the organism in Eukaryota, Dinophyceae, Suessiales, Symbiodiniaceae. The record is from the annotation of a GenBank genome assembly.